AUGAGGGUCGCAGGAAGGCAAACACAGGCCCCCGCAGACGGCGACCCCCAGCACAGAGCCGCAAGCGAAGAGGCACCGGGAGAGGGCACUCCUGACAGCCUACAAGCCCGCCACCGACCACCCGAACGCGCCAGCGCACGGCCCGUAACCACCUCACAGAAAAAGGGGCACAAACCACCAACAACCACCCCCCCGCCCCCCACGCGGAGACACCAGGAGGCCUACCGCGGGCCCCCAGGAAACGACACAGACGCCCAGCCACCCCGCGCCCCCCCACCCCCCGACCCCGAGCCACAACACACGGACGGAACAGAACACAAACAAAAGCCCCCGUACCCCCAGGAACCCCCGCCCCACGCCAAGACCCAAGCAGAUCGGGAGAGCGAAAGCGCCCCCAACAAGAAGUCCGGGACACUACACAGCCACCCCCAGAAACGGCGAGAAACAAAAAACCAACUCAAGCCAGCACCCCCAAACAAAACCAACAUUGCCCGGCUACCAGCACAUAAGCCGAGAACCAGUAGUAGCCACCCAACAGGAAGCAGUCAAAAAGGCAGAAAGCAAAAAGCCACAGCAGCAAACAAAACCAGCAAACGCGACGCCCCCCAACGGCACCGAGCGCCCGACACCCCGCCCCGCGGACCGCGGCCACCGAGGCACCAAACCGACAAACACCCCCCAACAAACCCCCCCCCACCCCCCGCCCGCACAGCGACCACCGCCCACACCCGGACGGACCCGACACGCCCCCCCCACCAGCCCAGCCACCAGCACCCAGGACACGAAACGCACCACAGGAAGCCACCCAGGCCACCCCAGGCCCGAGCCAGCUCCUCCCCAACCACACCACCUCGAAGCAAAGCAAAACAGAAAAACAGAAAGCAGAGACCCCGGAGGGGAGGUGAAAAACACGAAAAGCAAAACGGGAGGGCCCCGACGGAAGACCCACCCCGCACACCUCACCCCGCAGAGGCCCAAACAACACAUAGAGCAAGGCACAGGAAAAACAACCCCAACAAGCCCCCCAGCUCCACGGGCCUACCGCCCAACAAUCAGACCAUCCAGCCGACAACACCCCGCAGAAACACCAGGACACCGGACAUCCAAGACAAGGAAAGGCCCCUCACGCUGAACACCACACCAAAACACCGCCAAAACAGACCAAACCAAGCCAACCCCCGACCACAGACGCCCGGAACCGCCGACCAGCCGUGCGACGCGCCCCGGGGCCCCCAGCACCAGGCACGGACCAGGCGACCCGCCCAACAAGUCCCCGAGCGGGGUCGCCUGAGCAGCCUCGGUACCUCCACACCCGAAGAGACGAGGCCGCGAGAGAAAGGACUGGCGGCUCCCACGCUGUGA
Molecule: messenger RNA, 1362 nt
Organism: Elephantulus edwardii (Cape elephant shrew)
Lineage: Eukaryota; Metazoa; Chordata; Mammalia; Macroscelidea; Macroscelididae
Product: basic salivary proline-rich protein 2-like
Exons: 4
Coding region: 1-1362 (453 amino acids)
Source: RefSeq, a predicted model, not a curated record